This is a messenger RNA of Lottia gigantea (owl limpet), 513 nucleotides long. RefSeq lists its product as hypothetical. The transcript has 2 exons. Lineage: Eukaryota; Metazoa; Mollusca; Gastropoda; Lottiidae. Bases 1 to 513 code for a protein of 170 amino acids. The record is from RefSeq and is a predicted model, not a curated record.
AUGGAUGAAAAUUGUAAUGUAUUAAGUGAAUACAGUGAAAAACCAAGUAGUAAUAUAAUUGAUUUAUUUAAAGAAUAUAGUAAAAGUAAAAAAGAUAAUAUGGAGGUUCAUUCGAGACUUAAAAAAAUAAAAUGUACUAAACUAAUGGCCUUUGAUGCUAACGGUUUGUACGAUUCCGCCAUGUCGGAUUUAGAUAGCGAAUAUCCGAGAGCGGAAAGUGGUAGACCAUUUCUACAAGAAGAAAAUAAAGAAUUUGUUAAGCUCUUUAAUGAGCAGAAAUUCAGACCUAGAACGGCUAUUUUAAAAGUCUGGAUUGAAUAUCCUACCAGAUGUUCUUCCAACCCAUACCAGCUAAAGAUAAAAUUACUUUUACGAACAAAGAAGAGAAAAGCACCGGACGAUGAAGGAAUCAUGUAUCCUUAUAGUGAUAAAGAUGACUUGAGUUUGGAUGAAAACUACGAAUUUGAUGAUUUCGAUUACCUUACUAUUCAAGAAGAGAAUGAAGAGUGUUAA